This is a messenger RNA of Trichoderma harzianum CBS 226.95, 3888 nucleotides long. RefSeq lists its product as hypothetical. Bases 1 to 3888 code for a protein of 1295 amino acids. Gene Ontology annotation, molecular function: DNA binding. NCBI's taxonomy places the organism in Eukaryota, Fungi, Ascomycota, Sordariomycetes, Hypocreales, Hypocreaceae. The transcript is spliced from 2 exons. The record is from RefSeq and is a predicted model, not a curated record.
AUGCCUAGCGCUCAGCAUCCGCAAGCGAAGUUCGAUCCGAUACCCCCAGAUCUUGAUCUACACUCCUUGGUAGACCACACACCAAAUUUCCGAUGGGCUCAGCGAGUAUCUCGAUCCCAAAUCCGCAGCCUGGGCCAGCAAGACUUCGAGAAGCUCGUUGCGAUACAUGUCAUAGCUGGUGGCAAGCCUCUCGUUAUUGAAGGAUGGGAUGCUGCUCUGCCCUCCUCGCUUUUCAGUGCGGGAUGGCUUGAGAAUGCCUAUGAUAAAAAACAGGAAAAUGUCCGUGACAUAUCCAACUCCUCUGACAUCCCCAUGACCACUGGGCACUAUCUACGGUCUAUGAAACAGCUCACCAAUCAGUGGACGCCUAAUACGUAUCGCGACGAGCGUCGACAACGACUCUAUCUUAAAGAUAUUGAUUGUCCAGUGGAGUGGCGUGACAUGUUGCAAAAGAUUAUACAUCCCAACCUCUUCUAUCUCAACGAAAAUGUCACCAGUAAAGGAGGUAAAAGGAUGCAUAACGAAGAAGCGUUUGAGAGUGAAACUACCGCAGCCCCGGCCGGAGAUCUCAUGUCCAGUUUACCCGAGGAAAUGCGAGCGCAAAAUCUCAUGUGCUACAUAGGUCAUGAAGGGACCUACACACCAGCUCACCGGGAGAUGUGCGCAUCGCUGGGGCAGAAUAUCAUGGUCGAAGCUUCUCGAGAUGAAAAUGGGGAGAAAAAAGGGAGCUCAGUUUGGUUCAUGACUGAGAGCAAAGACCGUGAAGUGGUUCGAGAAUACUUCCUGUCGAUGCUUGGUCAUGAUAUUGAGAUUGAGAAGCACUUCGCGCAGAUUAAUGCUUGGAAGAAGGCCCCAUUCGAUGUGUACAUUGUGGAGCAAUGUGUGGGCGAUUUCAUUCUCAUCCCACCUCUCGCAGCACACCAAGUCUGGAACAGAGGAACCAGGACGAUGAAGGUCGCUUGGAACCGCACUACAGUGGAGACAUUGGAGCUCGCAUUACACGAAGCGUUGCCCAAAGCUCGCUUGGUGUGUCGGGAUGAGCAGUAUAAAAAUAAAGCCAUCAUAUACUACACCCUCCAGAAAUACCAUGCGGAGCUCCGAAGCAUUGAAAAGAAAGCAGAGAUGGUGCAGAUGGACUUCAUGGGCUUUGGGCGAGAUGUUUUUAGAAGCUCUCCGCGUGUGAAGCAGUUGGCGGCUGACUUCAAAAAACUAUUCCAGCUGUUUACCAAAGUUCUUGUCGACGAGGUCUUUGCGUUCAAAGAGAAGGACAUCGAGUAUCUACCUUUCGACUCUUGUGUUACUUGCUCCUACUGCAGGUCCAACAUUUUCAAUCGGUUUCUUACCUGCAAGCAUUGUAUCAGACCUCUAAUCAAUGGAGAAGAAGAUGCAUAUGACGUUUGCAUGGAAUGCUACGCAAUGGGACGAUCCUGCGCCUGCCUCUCUGGCCUUCAGUGGUGUGAGCAGUGGUCGUGGUCAGAACUGACUGAUAACUACGAAGCUUGGAAAGCAACAGUCAUCGCCAUUGAUGGCCACGUUGAUUUAGAAUCCUCUCCUUACCCGCUUGAGGUAGCUAGGCAGAGAGCAGGAAAGAAAUCUCUCGCUCAGAUUUGCCAAGAAGCUCUACGGCGUCGUCCUUGGAAAGACAUUACUAAGCCAGAGCGAGAAAAGACACCAAGUGACUCUGAGCAGGGUGAUGCCGACGAUAAACCAAAUAAAAAGUCAAGAAGAAAGAAGAAGAAAGGGGAAGUCCACCGAUGUCAUGUCUGCUGUCAUCCGGAUUACAGCUAUCGGGUACAUCUAUGCACGAACCCUGGUUGCUCCGAAGCCUACUGCUACGGCGUUUUAUACCGGGCAUUCGAUCUCAUGCCACAAACUGUUUUAGAAGACGAACAUUGGCAGUGUCCCAAAUGCCUCGGGAUAUGUAACUGUGGCCACUGCCGCCGCACAGGCACUACGCAGCCAUACAUGCCAAAGAACACAUCUCUUGGACAUGAUACUCGCCGGAUCGCCGAUGACCGCAGCGUAGAAGCAUUAGUUGAUUUCCGAAUUCAUAACCUGUCAUGGUUGAAAGCCGCAGGGGAAGAAAGCCGCAGUAAAAACAGCAAGAGAAUGCAACUGCUACGGGAACAAGCAGACAACGCCAAAGCACAAGAUGCACUGACACACGCUCAAGCAGAGGCAGAGCCUAGGGUGCAAUCCAGCGCUGUUUUCACCGCACAGGCAACAGAAACUUCUGCAAUCAAUGGCUAUGGAGACCAAAGCCAAGUGCUGGGUCGAGAUGGAGGAACUUCGACAGAUUAUUCGUUUGAUGUGGUCAAUAACCACACUAUUAACGUCGACGACGUGCCGCAAAAUGAUGCGGCCGCUCCCGCAGCCAAUGUCAGAGAGCGAGAGGAUGUGGAUUCAUCCCAGUAUCCUGAUCCAUCAGUGUUCGCACGCCAGCGUAUAGGAAUGGGUUACUAUGAACAGGAUGACACUCCGGAUAAAAUUCUUUUUGAUCCAUACCAAGCGCCUUCCGCGGAUUCAAUGGAAGCUGAUGAGCCAACUAUUCCAGAAUUUGUAAAGAAAACUAUUCGGGCAGCGAAGAGGAAGGCAAAGCGGGAGAUUGAAGAUCCCGAGUUCACCAUUCGUAAAAGUCACCACAAAAGACCCAAGCUCACGGCAGAGCCAUCCGAUUUUCUUGACAACAUGGAUCCAGCUCUUUUUGUAGAUGGGGGCUCGGCAGCAACAGUCAAGCAAACAACUGCCACUUCUCUCUUAGAUGGUGAUGCUUCUGCCAAAUCGUCAGCGGUUCAUCAUGAAGAGCCGGAUAUAGUACCGGAGAUAUCUUCGCCUCGACCUUUUGACAUCAAUGAGCCAACUCUUCGACAUGCCAAGCCACGAGCAUCGUAUGUAGAGGUUGAUGAUCUGGAUAUAGACGAAUUAGAGGAAACCGAAGCGGCUUCUUUGCCGUCUCCGAAAGCGUUGAUGAGCUCAGCGACGGUCGACGGUUCAUUAGCCGUGCAAACGACCGAGAAGGAACUGGAAUCGAGCAAACCCGAAGUUCAACACCCGGAUGGAGCAUUUCAGGAGACGGUCGGGGAUGUGAUUCCAAAGAAACGCGGUCGACCCCCAAGGAAUAUGCAAAAGACAGCAUCGCCAGUGACUACAGAGAUUAUGCCGCCGCCGCCGCCACCACCACAACUUGAUGGCGGGAGGAACAGACGAAGGCGGGGUCGUCCAAAGAAGUCGCUGUCUACGCUAGAAUUACUCGAAGAGGACUUGGCAGCAUCUCAUGAUAAAGAAACUCGUGGAACGGAAUCUCUAGCAGUGCAGGAAACGUCCCAUGAUGGAGAUACCCGUCCCAUUGAGGGUUCCCAGCCACGACGUAGGCUUUCCAGGCCUACAGGCGUCACCACCAUUGCUGCUCACGUUCCUCGGGAGGAUCAGCAUCUUACCAUAACUGAUGAAGUUUUGACCGAGGAUGAAGCAGUAGAUCAAGUACCGAAAAAGAAGAGAGGUCGGCCCCGAAAAUCUGACGUUUCUACUCGAGGUAGAUCCUCGCUGAAUGUGGUCUUGCCGAUGAAUACUCGAUUUAUGUCUAUGGCCGAACGGAUGGCUCUUAAAGGGAAGUCAUUCAAAAUUGGCACACGGAAAUCACGGAAUGUCUCCAAGGCGGAGCAAAACAAGGAACACCUCACCGAGUCUAAGACAUCGAAAAGGAGCUCUCAAGUAGCAGACGCUUCUGAAGAAGACGAAGGGGAGGGCAACAGUGACCAAGGGCGCACUGGCAGAAGCAUCAAGCUCACUGAGACGAUGAUGCGUUCUCGGUCCAGCAGCUCCAAGGAAUCUACAGAUGACGAAGAUAUACCAUCGAACGGGCGUGCAGUUAAACGUAUUGGGCGGUGA